AUGAGAUACCACUGCUUGACUCCUGUUCUUAAUGAAAGCUCCUCUAUCAUUUUGUAUGGGUCCAACGGAUGGACGUUUCCAGAACAGGACGUCAAUUUCACGUUAUCCUACCCCACUUCGGAUGUUGAAAUACGGCGAAACGUCGAUAACUAUCUGAUAACUGGCUACGAGGUGCUCUUGUUCUCGGACGGCAAACACUGCACGGGCUCCAUAGCAUCGGGCGGGUUAAUGCGGAACCACAUAACCCUCAACUUCGCCAUGAGUGGUAUAACGAUGUUAUCCUACGAGUUAUGGCUACCAACUAAUAGUAAAAGAGAUGGCAUUAUGACCCCGGUCGCCAGUUGGUAUUGCGGCUACUAUAGCAAAUGUAUAUUUCAGGAUACCAUAAGCCUGACUUUCAUCAGUGAGGGCAUAACGACCCUCUCGUACCAGUUCUGGCUGUAUGGAGUCCAGCGGAGCAGCAUUCCAGUAGAAGAAUACAACUACGUCAUGUGUUAG
Cydia amplana is the source of this 498-nucleotide messenger RNA. RefSeq lists its product as uncharacterized. Lineage: Eukaryota; Metazoa; Arthropoda; Insecta; Lepidoptera; Tortricidae. The transcript is spliced from 5 exons. The record is from RefSeq and is a predicted model, not a curated record. Bases 1 to 498 code for a protein of 165 amino acids.